Molecule: messenger RNA, 1098 nt
Organism: Arabis nemorensis
Lineage: Eukaryota; Viridiplantae; Streptophyta; Magnoliopsida; Brassicales; Brassicaceae
Source: the annotation of a GenBank genome assembly
AUGGCAGCUUUGAAAGGUUACGGCUUGAUCUCCAGUGACUCUGCUCUCCAUUUCCCUCGCCCACAUCGAUUCGAGGGCUACAAGAGAAGGAAUGCUAAAUGGGUCUCUCCAAAAGCAGCUGUUGUACCAAACUUCCAUCUCCCUAUGCGCAGUCUCGAGGAUAAAAACAGGACAAACACAGAUGACAUAAGGUCCCUUAGAGUAAUCACUGCCAUUAAAACACCGUAUCUACCUGAUGGAAGAUUCGACCUUGAAGCAUACGAUGACUUAGUCAACACGCAGAUAGAAAACGGCGCUGAAGGUGUGAUUGUUGGUGGUACAACUGGUGAAGGCCAAUUGAUGAGCUGGGAUGAACACAUAAUGCUAAUAGGCCAUACUGUUAACUGUUUUGGUGGAAGAAUCAAAGUCAUUGGAAACACUGGAAGUAACUCGACUAGGGAAGCUAUACAUGCAACUGAGCAAGGAUUCGCUGUGGGAAUGCACGCGGCUCUGCACAUAAACCCUUACUAUGGGAAAACGUCCAUCGAAGGCAUGACUGCGCAUUUUCAAACUGUUCUUCAUAUGGGACCGACGAUUAUAUACAAUGUGCCUGGUCGAACGAGUCAAGAUAUACCUCCUUCGGUUAUCCUUAAACUCUCUCAGAACCCUAAUAUGGCUGGGGUGAAGGAAUGCGUGGGUAAUAACCGAGUUGAAGAGUAUACUGAGAAGGGAAUUGUUGUGUGGAGUGGAAAUGAUGAUCAGUGCCAUGAUUCUAGAUGGGAUCACGGGGCUACUGGAGUUAUAUCGGUUACGAGCAAUUUAGUCCCGGGUUUGAUGAAGAAGUUAAUGUUUGAAGGUAGAAACUCGGCUUUGAACUCAAAACUUCUGCCUUUAAUUGAUUGGCUAUUCCAAGAACCGAAUCCGAUCGGCGUUAACACUGCUUUGGCUCAGUUAGGAGUUGCGAGGCCGGUUUUUCGGUUACCUUAUGUGCCACUGCCUGUGUCCAAAAGGAUUGAGUUCGUUAAACUGGUGAAGGAAAUCGGAAGGGAGCAUUUUGUAGGAGAGAGAGAUGUUCAGGUGCUUGAUGAUGACGACUUUAUUUUAAUCGGUAGAUACUAG